AUGAAAUCAAGAAGAUCCACCAAGAAGGACAAGCUCCUUCAGCAGUACAACUAUAAGUUUCUCCAAGAGUAUCAAUUAUCGCCCUCACGCACAUUCCUUAUUCGAUACCGUAGGAAGAGAAUUCGCAUAUCUAAAUCGGGCCUUAGACGCAUGUACAAGUUACUGUUUCUUUCUCAGUGCAUUGGCCGGUCCAAUUAUGACGAGCCUAUGUAUUGUGGCCAAGGAGUUGCUUCUCAUGCAAGGGAGUUUCCACAGCCGUUCGAUUACUUAAGUGAAGAUGAUUCGAUUGACUUGAAGGCUGAGAGAUUCAUCAAAAAGUUCUACGUUGAGAUGAGGAUGCAGGCGCGGGAAUUUGCUUAA
Messenger RNA from Microthlaspi erraticum, 360 nucleotides. The record is from the annotation of a GenBank genome assembly. NCBI's taxonomy places the organism in Eukaryota, Viridiplantae, Streptophyta, Magnoliopsida, Brassicales, Brassicaceae.